This is a messenger RNA of Odobenus rosmarus divergens (Pacific walrus), 1641 nucleotides long. RefSeq names its product tubby like protein 1 (gene TULP1). Gene Ontology annotation, biological process: protein localization to cilium. The record is from RefSeq and is a predicted model, not a curated record. Gene Ontology annotation, molecular function: actin filament binding. The transcript is spliced from 15 exons. Bases 1 to 1641 code for a protein of 546 amino acids. Lineage: Eukaryota; Metazoa; Chordata; Mammalia; Carnivora; Odobenidae. Gene Ontology annotation, cellular component: cilium.
AUGCCGCUGCAGGACGACACCCUCCGAGAGGUGUGGGCCUCGGACAGCGGACAUGAAGAGGAAGGCCAGAGCCCCGAGGUCCAGCAGCGCCCCAAGCAGCGACCCGCCAAGGGGCACAAGUUGAAGAAGAGGACGGAGGCUCCCGAGUCCCCGGGCCCUAAGGGAUCCAAGCCCCGGAGACCUGGCGCCGGGCGGAGGGGGAAGCCGCGGGAGGAGCCGGCUUCGCAGCCGCGGGAGGCCCGGCCGCCGCACACGGUCUACGCCAAGUUCCUCAGGGACCCUGAGGCCAAGCGCGACCCGCGGGAAACCUUCCUGGUAGCGCGAGCCCCGGACGCAGUGGACGAGGAUGAAGAGGAACCCAAGGAGGACCACGAAGAGGAAGAGGAGGUGGAGGCAAAGAAAGAGAAAAUCCCUCUGCCACCCAAGAAGGUUCCUAAAGAGAAGACUUCUGCCGGGGUCAAGGACAGGAAGGCUAAGGCCCAGGUUCAGAAGGGGGACUCGGGAAGCCCUGUCGCCCCAGCCAAACCUCUGCGCGUUAAGAAGAAGGAGGCGCCAGCGGGGGAGGGGCCCAAGAUGAGAAAGACGAAGAAGGAAGGGUCUGGGGAGGCUGACAAGGACCCCUCAGGGAGCCCCGCCAGGGUGAGAAAGAAGACUCCAGCGGCCAUGUUUCUGGUUGGGGAAGAAGCGCCAGCUGAGAGAACUCCGAAGAAGAAAGGCGCUUCCAAAGGCCCAGAAGAGCAGAGGAAGGAGGACCAGGAGGAGGAGGAAGUGGCAGCCGUGGGGACGAAGAACAGCAACCAGAAGGGCAAAGCGAAAGGAAAAGGCAAAAAGAAGGCGAAGGAGGAGAGAGCCCCAUCCCCACCCGUAGAAGUGGAUGAACCCCAGGAGUUUGUGCUCCGGCCUGCCCCUCAGCACCGGACAGUGCGCUGCAGGCUGACCCGGGACAAGAAGGGCAUGGAUCGGGGCUUGUAUCCCUCCUACUUCCUGCACCUGGACACAGAGAAGAAGGUGUUCCUCCUGGCAGGCAGGAAGCGGAAACGUAGCAAGACGGCCAAUUACCUCAUCUCCAGCGACCCCACCAAUCUGUCCCGAGGAGGGGAGAAUUUCAUUGGGAAGCUGAGGUCCAAUCUCCUGGGCAACCGCUUUACCGUCUUUGACAACGGGCAGAACCCGCACCGUGGAGGAGGCAGCACUAACGUGGGGAGCCUUCGGCAGGAACUGGCAGCUGUGAUCUAUGAAACCAACGUGCUGGGCUUCCGGGGUCCCCGGCGCAUGACGGUCAUCAUUCCUGGCAUGAAUACGGACAACGAGAGGGUCCCCAUCCGGCCGCGAAAUGCCAGCGAUGGGUUGCUGGUGCGCUGGCAGAACAAAACACUGGAGAGCCUCAUCGAGCUGCACAACAAGCCACCUGUUUGGAACGAAGACAGCGGCUCCUACACCCUCAACUUCCAAGGUCGAGUCACACAAGCUUCAGUCAAGAACUUCCAAAUAGUCCACGCCGAUGACCCCGACUACAUCGUACUGCAGUUCGGGCGCGUGGCCGAGGACGCCUUCACCCUAGAUUACCGGUACCCGCUGUGCGCCUUGCAGGCCUUCGCCAUCGCCCUCUCCAGUUUCGACGGGAAGCUGGCCUGCGAGUGA